AUCCGAACAAUGAAGUAUCAAUGACUUAUUGUGACAAUUAAAAAGCCUGUAAAUGUCGGCCCAUAUUUUGAAAGCCCAAACCAGGUCACGCGCAAGGCACGUGACAACCGCCAUCGCCCGUUUAUCUCUACCUCUACUUCUUGUUCAAGAAAGCCUUUCGACAUUGUUACUAAAACCGAAUUUCACUGAACUAAUAAUCAAAUCCCAAAACUUCGCAAAUGGCACCGGAACCUGAGGAUGAGAUCAAGGACGAGAAGAAUCCUAAGCCGCUCGAUGAGGACGAUAUUGCUCUCCUCAAGACCUAUGGCCUGGGACCUUAUUCUACAAGUAUAAAGAAAGCUGAGAAGGAAAUUAAGGAAAUGGCAAAGAAGAUUAAUGACCUAUGCGGUAUCAAGGAAUCUGACACUGGUUUAGCUGCUCCCAGCCAAUGGGAUCUUGUGUCUGAUAAGCAAAUGAUGCAGGAGGAACAACCUCUGCAGGUUGCUCGCUGUACAAAGAUAAUCAAUCCAAACACUGAAGAUGCAAAGUAUAUUAUCAAUGUCAAGCAAAUUGCAAAGUUUGUUGUUGGAUUAGGUGAUAAAGUGUCACCUACUGACAUUGAAGAAGGCAUGAGAGUUGGUGUUGAUCGGAAUAAGUACCAAAUUCAGAUUCCCUUGCCUCCAAAAAUUGAUCCAAGUGUUACUAUGAUGACAGUUGAGGAAAAGCCAGAUGUAACCUAUAAUGAUGUCGGUGGAUGUAAGGAGCAGAUUGAGAAGAUGCGAGAGGUUGUUGAGCUUCCCAUGCUUCAUCCUGAAAAAUUUGUGAAGCUAGGUAUUGAUCCUCCCAAGGGUGUACUGUGCUAUGGUCCUCCUGGGACUGGUAAAACCCUAUUAGCCAGAGCUGUGGCAAACAGAACAGAUGCAUGUUUUAUUCGAGUAAUUGGAAGUGAGCUUGUUCAGAAGUAUGUCGGUGAGGGAGCUCGAAUGGUUCGUGAACUAUUCCAGAUGGCUCGCUCGAAAAAGGCAUGCAUUGUGUUUUUUGAUGAAGUGGAUGCUAUUGGAGGUGCACGGUUUGAUGAUGGUGUUGGUGGUGACAAUGAGGUCCAGCGCACCAUGCUUGAAAUUGUGAAUCAGCUCGAUGGAUUUGAUGCUCGUGGAAACAUAAAAGUUCUAAUGGCAACAAACAGACCCGAUACUCUUGACCCAGCACUUCUACGCCCUGGAAGGCUCGAUCGAAAAGUGGAGUUUGGGUUGCCUGAUCUGGAGAGUAGGACACAGAUAUUCAAGAUCCACACACGAACAAUGAAUUGUGAGAGAGAUAUUCGGUUUGAACUUCUUGCAAGGCUUUGCCCGAAUUCUACAGGAGCUGACAUUAGAAGCGUGUGCACCGAGGCGGGAAUGUUCUCGAUUCGAGCAAGGAGGAAGACAGUGACAGAGAAAGAUUUCCUAGAUGCUGUGAAUAAAGUGAUCAAAGGGUAUCAGAAAUUCAGUGCAACUCCCAAGUAUAUGGUUUAUAAUUGAUGAUUGCUCUUCUAUUCCUUCUUGUAUCCAUAUCCAUGCACUAUGGAUGUUGUAACGUUAAUUCCAGCCCUAAAUUAUCCAAGAAAACCUCAUUGUUUUCUAGAGAAUGUAUUUGCGAUAUUUGAUGAAAAGGUAAAAUUCGAAUUUGGUAUGAAUCCGAGGAAUAUGACAAUGUAUAAGGCUGCUUGUCUUUUUCAUUGGUGAUUUUUUGCUUGUAUUGUUGGGUAAUGAAGUUGUGAACUCAUUAAA
Molecule: messenger RNA, 1748 nt
Organism: Salvia miltiorrhiza (redroot sage)
Lineage: Eukaryota; Viridiplantae; Streptophyta; Magnoliopsida; Lamiales; Lamiaceae
Product: 26S proteasome regulatory subunit 7
Exons: 10
Coding region: 219-1499 (426 amino acids)
Biological process (GO): proteasome-mediated ubiquitin-dependent protein catabolic process
Cellular component (GO): proteasome regulatory particle, base subcomplex
Molecular function (GO): ATP hydrolysis activity; proteasome-activating activity; ATP binding
Source: RefSeq, a predicted model, not a curated record